AGUAAGCGAAAAAAGUGGUCUUGGACCUCGAAAAUGACUCGGUUAACGCUCGCGUUACUUGCAACUCUCUCCUUCGCCUCGUUUCUGUACGACACCGCCGCGACUACGACGGAAGCAACCUACCAAGAAUACAUGUCUCUAAUGAACGCCAAGAUGGUGCUGCGAAACUUACAACGGACUAGAGAAAAGCGGCAGAGGAUCCAGGGAAGCCACUGCCAACUAUUCCCGCUCAACCUGACGGUGACCACGCAGGAAGGCUGCGCCGGCAACAUCCCAUACUUCGGUUGCGCUGGAAGAUGUCGGACCACGGAAAUACCCCAUCAUUACUACUCCAGACAAGAUGCAAAUGUCCCCAAUCCAAUGAUAAGCACCUGCAAAUGCUGCAGUCACACAUCGGCACUGCUCACUGUCUCAGUUACAGCUCUCAACCACACAUGCAUAUCAGCAGACAAUUCAACAUCGUUUGUCACAGAAGACUACAUUCUUCUCCUCCCACAGGACUGUAGUUGUGCGGCCUGUGUCUAAAAGUGGCACACUUCUCUCUGUCUGUCUGUCUGUCUGUCUGUCUUUCUCCACUGCUCCCUCAGCCUCCCACUCCUUCAUACACUGGUCACUUCAUAUCUAUUGUCCGUCAGAUCAGCCAAUCAUAUAUUAUAUAUCAUCCAAAUGGCAUAUCAGAGUUUUAUUUUUUUAUGGUAAAUCUGAACAGUUUUCUAGCGUCAUAAACUAAGUGCGCAUGCGUACUCGUAUGCUUAUGACCGCGCGCGCAUGCGUGCGAGUAUACGUAUGUGCGCGCGCGCGCGCGCGUCUUCAUAAAGUGCGCAUGCGUAUGCGCGAAAAUGACGCGGCGCGAAGUGGAUGCUCAGCCAGCCAAUGGUGCAGUGAUGGCGGUGGGGGCGAUGCGCAG
Molecule: messenger RNA, 907 nt
Organism: Geodia barretti
Lineage: Eukaryota; Metazoa; Porifera; Demospongiae; Tetractinellida; Geodiidae
Source: the annotation of a GenBank genome assembly